Oryza brachyantha (malo sina) is the source of this 2387-nucleotide messenger RNA. RefSeq lists its product as uncharacterized. The transcript has 3 exons. Bases 219 to 1481 code for a protein of 420 amino acids. The record is from RefSeq and is a predicted model, not a curated record. NCBI's taxonomy places the organism in Eukaryota, Viridiplantae, Streptophyta, Magnoliopsida, Poales, Poaceae.
AAAAGGAGGGAGACGGGAGCAGCUGAGGGGCAGCAGGUGGCUUCUCCGAGAGAUUCAGUCCGUUUCAUGGGGGAAAAGCAGGUUUCUCUGAAGCGGUUUCCCUUGGGGAUCUUCGUUCUUCCCCCUUUGCGUUUCUUGAUUCAUGGUGGCGUGGUGUUUUUCUUCUGCAUCUGCAUGUCCAGAUAAAUUGAGCUGAAGGUUGUACAAGACAUAUUGCUAUGGAAGUCGCCAAGGAGGACAAAAAUGUUUGCAGCAAGGAAAUAUCAACAAUAUUAAUGAUUGAAGAAGUUUCUGAGGAACUGACUAGUGGAAUGGACAAUCCGUAUGCUGCUACCGAUAUCUCAAAGCUGUCUCCAAAGGCUAACCCAGCUUCAGCCCCUGAAUGUGGUGGUUCUGAAUUUGACAACAACAUGGCUUCGCUUCAUAACCAUCUAACAGCACACUUAUCAUUAUUUAGCUUGAAAGACACAUGGAUGAACAUGAAGGAGGUUGCUGCUUCUGCAGACAGGGAGGAUCCAACAGCCAUUCUUAGUUGUCCAUUGAAGACUGUUAACAAGGAUGCUAAUGAGGAAUUGGUAACAGAAUGGAGGCUUGGAAUGGGUGAUUUCCCCUUGGUGUCAUCAGAGUGUGGUGAUUCUUCGUGUGAGAGUUCUCUCAGCGAACGGUCAUCUAUGACGAGCAGCCCAUGCACAUCAUUCACAGCUCAUUCAGAUACCCGGUCUGAAGAUCUUGAAGGAGUAGACAUCUGGGUCUCAUCCUUGGAUCUUAACGAAGAAAACUCUGACUUGCUUCAAGAGAAUGAACAAGAUCUGGGAUUUCUAAGUUCUGAUUUCCCCAGCCCUUCAUUCAGUGCAGUGAGAAGCCUCCAAUUCUGCACUUCCAAUUUGACCCCAGCAAUAUCACAUACCAAAGAAGCCAAUGACUCUGAUGAGCCAAUAUUUUGGCCAUUUGAACGCACCUCAUACGACAGUCCUGAAUUUGAUAAAUUUCUGCUUGUAUCGCCACGUCGAAAUACAAUGGAUAUUGGGUUUACUGAAAUUCACCGGUUGAAUCCAAUCAUGCAGAGGCUUCAUAAGAACAGAUUAUCUUCAGCAAGGAAAAACGUCGAAUCACAUCAUGGAAGUGUCACUUUGGGUGCAAAAGGAAUCAAAUAUUCCUCCGGAGAUAAGGUUCAGAAGGCUAAUACAGCACCCUCCCGGCUGAACAGGACAACAAGAACACCCUCUAAGAGUCAAUCACCGGGCAACUGCGAGAAAAGAAAGCCAUCUCACUUGAAAAUCUCUCCUCCAGGAAAGGAUAAGCAUCCACAGUUGCAGUCAGGUUGCACUGUUCAAGAGCUUGAAGCAAGUGAUCUGCAAAAGCUAGCUGUCGAGAACAUUUUGAUCGAACAGUUCAUUGGGUUGAAUGAAUUUGAUGGCCACGAAGGUAUUGAUUCAGAUUCUUCGGACAACAAAUUAAGUCUCUGGCUAUCUUCAAGAUAGCCAGCCAGCCACUCAGAUACCAUGUACAAUCAGCCCAUUGUAUGCAUGCAACAAUCUACUGUUAAUGUUGUUCAUAUCUUCAUGUAUCACUGGCAUCUACUUGAAUAUAUCUGAAGCAAUCAACAGCAGUCAGCAGAUAGCCUGCUGUACCAUGUCACCUUACAUUAUAUUGGCACCUGUAGAAUGACAUUGCUAAUGAGGUUUUUCUGCAUAGGAUGAUUCAAUUUUAGCACCAAGAGUUCACAACUGGUUGUCAAUUGUUCUGUGAUUGGUCUCCUAUCAGUCUUGGCACUGAGCAGCCAAAUUUUCGCUGUUUUCGUGAUGCUGGAUGAACCUUUGUGAACUCCUACUGCUAUCUCUGAAGCAGAAUAUAAGUAAACAUGUAAGCUUCAGGUUGGAAGUUUUUCUGAACUUUCGGUUCCAAAUAACUCCCAAGAUAUACAUACAUGGAAGAGGAUGCUAGACCAAGAACAGUACAAUUGGCACUUGUAUUCUUCAGUGUUUUGUCGUCUGGUAUGUUGCUUGGCUGGUUGUGAACUGCUCUGAGUCCAGUCGAAAUUUCCAGGUGUACUUGAUUUUAGGUAGCAAAAGGAAAAAAUAGAAGUUGGAGUGUUGGACUUCAGUUGCUGCCAGACAAGCUCCCACAAGUCACAGGAACAUCUUUUGGUUGGAUACAGGACUGAUGGCUUGUGAGCCUCUGUUUUUCUCAUCAUCUGCAUAUCACUGUGGUCAGAUUAUGUUAUUGUUUGCAAGCUGACAAGAUUAUUAUGAUCCAGGUGUACAAUAAUUCAUAAAAAAGAGUUUAGAGUAGCUUGUUUGUGCAUGUAUGCAUGAAUAUAAACGGUAGGUAAAUUCCCAACCGUAUCGAUACCAUUUCCGUAUAAAUAAUAUAACAUGAUAUCUUCU